Molecule: messenger RNA, 3257 nt
Organism: Dreissena polymorpha
Lineage: Eukaryota; Metazoa; Mollusca; Bivalvia; Myida; Dreissenidae
Exons: 3
Coding region: 737-1438 (233 amino acids)
Source: RefSeq, a predicted model, not a curated record
UAAACAGAGGACAGUUAAAUUUAAACAAUCUUGAAAAUGGCAACUUCUGUAAAUUCAGUUGAUAAUAGUUCAGAUUUAGUGAAGGAUUAUUUGUGCAGCACUUGUGAAAGUACAAAUUUUGAAACAAAUGCUGAAUAUUUUUGUGAAACUUGUUUGAAGUGUUUUUGCACAAAAUGCCUUCAUCUUCAUGAUCAAUUAUAUGUAAACCAUUUGAAAUAUGGAAGAGGAGAACCAAAUAAAUGGCCUCUAGCAAAAAAACAUUGAGGAUUUGCUACUUAAAUGUGAUAUUCAUAAAAACAAGAAACUGAAAAUGUUCUGCCAGGACCACAGUCAGCUUUGCUGCUCUGAUUGUGUUUUACUGAAUCACAGACAGUGCACCAAUCUUGCUCUUACUUCUGAAUCAGUCAAACAGCUGUCAGUGGAUAUGCAGCAGUUGUCAAGCAAAAUUCAAGCUAUUCUUGCUGAACUAAAUAAGUUAAAGAAAACACAAGAGGAAACUAUCCUGUCCGUGGAGGGAUCAUACAGUCAAAGACUUAAAGAAAUUACAGAGAUGAGUAAGAAAUUAAAUGCUGCUUUGGAUAGACUAGAAAAUGCAACCUUGAAAGAACUGCAAGAAAUUAGGACCAAAUUGCAAAUCUCUCUAAAGUAAUAUGUUGACAACUGUAGCAGACUGAAGGACGAACUUCAAAAUCUUGGUGAAACUGUACAGGGCCUUCAUGAUAAGAGCAAGAAAGAAAUGGAAAUCAUAGCCAGCAAGAAAUGUACCAACAAAAUACACAAGUGUGAGUCAUAUCUGAAGGAGAACCAUGUGAAGGUUCAGAGUUCGAUAAUAUUCAAGGCAAACAUAAACAUUGAGCAGUACCUGUCUCAACAGGCAAGUCUAAGAAGUAUUGUAGACAGUAUGAAGUCUCUCUCAGUGGUGAUGAAUCCAGUCAAGGUGUUGGCUGUGAAGAGGAAGUCCAAGUAUAAUGUUAAAAUAUCAAAAGACUCAAUGCAGAGUCACAUCAGAGGCAUUUGUAGCCUACCAGGUGGUCAGGUUAUUGUUUUAUAUCAUAAUAAUAAUAAUAGAGUGAAGAUGUUGGACAAGAAUUUUAAUGUGUCCAGUCACUGUGAUGUGUCUGGUGCUCAAUGGGACAUUUGCCUUAUAACAGCCAGUGAAGUGGCUGUGACUCUUGACGAUGCAGGUGUGCAGUUUAUGUCUGUGAGCAAUAUGCAGCUGGUGAAUGGGAGGAAGUUACAGUUGCCACAUAAAGCUGUUGGCAUUGCCCACCAUCAGGGGGCGCUGUAUAUCACCUCUAGCACUGCUCUCUACCACUACACACUGACUGGGACACUAGUGAAAAAGCUUUAUGAGGAAAGAGGUGGUGAAUACACAGUGUUCAAAUGUGCAGUUAGUCCUGCUGGUGACAAGAUCUAUGUCACCAACAGGACCAAGUGACAAGAUCUAUGUCACCAACUGGACCAAGUGACAAGAUCUAUGUCACCAACCGGACCAAGUGACAAGAACUAUGUCACCAACCGGACCAAGUGACAAGAUCUAUGUCACCAACCGGACCAAGUGACAAGAUCUAUGUCACCAACCGGACCAAGAACAAGCUCCUCACUCUGACUACAGAUGGCACCCUAAUAUCCACCUUCACGGACCCUGAACUAAGUAGCCCACAGGCUGUACAUGUUACACCUUCAGAACAAGUGCUUGUCUGUGGAAACUACUCCAAUACUCUCAGGUGGAUCGUGAUGGAAGAAAAAAACUGGCAACUCUGGCUUCACAGAAAGAUGGACUGAGCUACCCAAUGUCUGUCUGCUACAAUGCCAACACUGACCAGAUCAUUGUGGAUAUGGAUGAUAACAUCAUUGUUAACCAGGUUUUCCGAAGGAAAAAACUGGUUAUUAGAUUGGCGAAUGCGGGCAGGCUGGCUGGCUGGCGGGCUGGCGGAACAAGCUUGUCCAGGCCAUAACUAUGUCGUUCAUUGUCAUAUUUUAAUAUCAUUUGGCACAUUUGUUCACCAUCAUUGGACGGUGUGUCGCACGAAAUAAUUACGUCGAUAUCUCCAAGGUCAAGGUCACACUUUGAGUUCAAAGGUAAAAAAAUGAGCUUGUCUGGGCCAUAACUAUGUCAUUCAUUGUGAGAUUUUACAAUUAUUUGGCACAUUUGUUCACCAUCAUGGGACGGUGUGUCGCACGAAAUAAUCACGUCAAUAUCUCCAAUGUCAAGGUCACCACAACUUAAAAUAGAUUCAUUUUGAAACAAACUUACAAAGGGGGUUAAUUUUGUUUGUUCAUUUCAAAAGUUCAGUUUGAGUUGUCUCCCUUAAUCAGAUUUUUUUUCACAAUGAAAACCUGGUUUUGUGACAAUUUUGUCCCUUGUUUUGGAUUUGCAAUAGCUUUUCAUAUAUAUAGUUAUUCCAAUGUAUCCUUUAAAUGGCCCAAUUAAUUAUCUAAGAAUUUCACUGUCAAUUGUCAUUUAUUCAUGAACUUCAUGAAUUUACUUAUGAACUUAAUGAACCAGUUCAUGGAUGGACAGAAUAUUCAUGAAUAACACAUAAGUAUUCAUGAACUCCACAUUCAUGAACUUGAAACAGGUUUGUGAACUUAAUAAAUUUAUUCAUGAACUUCAUGAACUUACAUCAUGAUCUUCACAAACCAGUUCAAGAAUGGAAAAAUAUUUAUGAAAAACACAAGUAUUCAUGAACUCCAAGUUAAUGAACUUGAAACUGGUUCAUGAAUUUAUUAAUGAACUUAUAAACUUCAUGAACUGAUUCAUGAACAUAAUAUUGCUAUUUUUACAAAGGAAGAAUAUUGUGUGCACAUGAAGUUGAAACGGAAGCAAGCUGAAUGAAGCCACAUGGUUUAUUUUAUUUGAAAAUGUAAGUCUUAAAUGAAUUACUGGCUAAACUGAUCAGCCAUUGGUUCCAUUUCAAAUUCUUUGGCAAUGUGUUCACUUGUGUUUCCCAAUUUUUGCUACAUUGUAUCACUCUUUCCUUUGCUUUAUGAAUGUUUUUGUCAUCAACAGAAUCAGAAGCAUAACCAAUCAUUUCAUACUCAUUAACUGUUCGCCAACAUGCCGAUGAAGUGUCAGCAAUUCUAAUGAUUUUAUUACAAUGUUGAAUUUUAUCUUUAAGUUCUAUCAGUUUACCAGGAAUAUCGCUCCUGUAGAUUUUAAUGACUGUGUUAAAUAAGCUUUAGUACAUAACUUUGUUGGGUUAUUCUUCGUCUUCAUCUUUAAAAUGAAAAUCCUCAAAUCAUACAAUGUUAAU